This is a messenger RNA of Selaginella moellendorffii, 2220 nucleotides long. Its product is annotated as lysine--tRNA ligase, chloroplastic/mitochondrial. NCBI's taxonomy places the organism in Eukaryota, Viridiplantae, Streptophyta, Lycopodiopsida, Selaginellales, Selaginellaceae. Gene Ontology annotation, biological process: lysyl-tRNA aminoacylation. Bases 17 to 1846 code for a protein of 609 amino acids. Gene Ontology annotation, cellular component: mitochondrion; cytosol; cytoplasm. The record is from RefSeq and is a predicted model, not a curated record. The transcript has 13 exons. Gene Ontology annotation, molecular function: tRNA binding; lysine-tRNA ligase activity; ATP binding.
CUCUUCCUCGCGGGCGAUGGCGAUGGCGUCCCCGUCUUGCUCGGUCCGGAUUCUCACCGGCGUCUGGCGCGAUAGGAGCGGACGAUUCUCUCGCAAGGUGCGAAGGAUCCCGCAUUGCUUCAGCAGCAGCGCCAGCACCGCCAGCAGCACCGAGGUUUCUCGGAUUUCCAGGAUUUCCAAGAAUGCUGGCGAUGCAGGCGAGGAUUCGGCAUUGGCAUCGGGCAGGGACGUGCGGGGAUUGCGCCUGAAGAAGGUGGAGGAAAUGCGAGGCCUAGGCAUCGAGCCUUAUGCGUAUUCCUGGAAUCGGACACACAAAGCUACGCAGCUCCAGGAGAAAUACGCUGACUUACCCGCAGGAGGGGUGGCGGAUUCGGACGAGGAUCGUGUGUCUGUGGCUGGCCGGAUUUUUGCUCGCCGAGCGUUUGGAAAGCUCGCUUUCUUGGGAAUCCGAGAUGAUUCGGCUUCUAUCCAGCUCUAUUGUGACAAGGCAAAACUUGAGAGUUUCACUCAAUUAAAAUCCACGGUUGAUAUUGGUGAUAUUGUCGGCGCCACAGGAACUUUAAAACGAACUGAAAAAGGAGAGCUCUCCGUAUAUGUGGAUAACCUGGUGAUUCUUACGAAAUCAAUCCUUCCAUUACCCGAGAAGUGGCACGGCCUAACAGACAUUGAAAAGCGAUACCGUCAGAGGUAUUUGGAUAUGAUAAUGAAUCCCGAAGUAGCUGGUGUAUUCCGAGCCCGUGCAAAAGUUGUUUCAGUUAUUCGCAGGUUUGUCGAAGAUCUUGGAUUCCUCGAGAUUGAAACUCCGAUUUUACAGGGGGCGGCUGGAGGAGCAGAUGCCAGACCAUUCAUAACUCAUCAUAAUUCAUUGGAACGGGAUCUUUUCUUGCGCAUUGCUACUGAGCUACAUUUAAAGCGUAUGCUGGUUGGAGGUUUUGAAAGGGUCUACGAGCUUGGCCGCAUCUUCAGAAAUGAAGGAAUCUCUACGCGUCAUAAUCCUGAGUUUACGUCCAUAGAGAUAUAUCAAGCAUAUGCUGACUACAACGAUAUGAUGGCUUUGGCCGAGGAGCUCGUUACAAAAUGUGCCGAAGCCAUCUUCGGAAACGCAAAGCUACUCUAUCAAGGAACAGAUAUAUCGCUAGAAAGACCAUGGAAGCGGGCUAGCAUGCAGUCACUGGUUCAGGAGGCCACUGGAAUCGACUUUAGUGCUUUCGGCAGUGAUCUUUCGGCAGCAAAAUCGGCGGCUUUGUCAGCAUUAUCACCACGGAAAGACGAAUCUCUCCAAACUGUUAUUGCAAACUGCGCAACAGUCGGAAACGUUCUAAAUGAGGUGCACAGUUACUUUCUUCGUCUCCGUCGGUUUGUAAACGUAAUGAUGUCGGUGGCUCAGGUGUUCGAAGCAGUCGUGGAGAAAACACUAAUACAGCCAACGUUCGUCACUAAUCACCCGGUCGAAGUUUCUCCCCUUGCCAAAGCCCAUCGGAGCUUUCCAGGCCUGGUCGAGCGCUUCGAACUUUACAUUUGUGGCCGGGAGCUGGCCAAUGCAUUCUCGGAGCUGACAGAUCCGAUAGAACAGAGAGCCAGGUUCGAAGCGCAAAUCCGAGCUCACAACAAGCAGCUGGAAGAGGCAGCAGCCGCUGCGCGAGACCGCGGAGAAUCGGCGGUUAAGCAACACAAGAACGACUCAUACGAAGUCACUCUAGACGAAGACUUCCUCACAGCACUGGAGUAUGGAAUGCCUCCCACCGCCGGAAUGGGAAUUGGGAUCGACCGCCUCGUCAUGCUUCUCACGGACAGUCCAAGCAUAAGAGACGUGAUUGCUUUCCCGGUGUUAAAAUCCCAGCAAUAAGCUAAAAGCAAAGCUCUAUUGUUUUAGGUGGCUUUCUCCGUGGACGCAGCGACGAGGGUGGUGGCUAUCGCGGCUGCCAAGUUCGGUCGCAAUCUCCUCAACGAGAAUCAAGUCAUUGUCAUCACGACAUGGACACGGAAGCUGUUCGGGAGCACUACUUCAAGUUACGUGACAUUCCAGAUCACACAGCAAAAGCAUGGAUGGCUCGUGGCGGUAGUGGUGCGAUGGUCACGGCACACAAGGAGCUAUACGCCUACGAUCUACGUGCCGGUACUACCAGAGUUCUGAGGCCAUUCGGUGGGGAGGAUCUAGCCCCAGCAACCAGACUGUUGUACACUUUCGGCUUUCGAAGGCAGUGAUUGGGAAUUGCGGUG